Molecule: messenger RNA, 1023 nt
Organism: Necator americanus (New World hookworm)
Lineage: Eukaryota; Metazoa; Nematoda; Chromadorea; Rhabditida; Ancylostomatidae
Exons: 12
Coding region: 1-1023 (340 amino acids)
Source: RefSeq, a predicted model, not a curated record
AUGUUCUAUCCAGCAUGGUGGUUGGUCGAUAAGAGGGCAUUCUGCUUCGUUUGUUGGGCGGUGUUGUCCUUCAUAAGAGGUGUGCAAACGCAAUGGAAACCGAUAGAAGUUCAAGUACUAGAUGAACAGAACAAGCUCGUCCUCAAAUUGAAUAUGUACACAAAUGAGAAACUAUCUACUCUUUAUACGAUUCUGGUGAGAACCGUAAUGUUUAUUUGUGCGACCUAUGAGGGAUUUAAUUUAGACGGUGAUUAUUCAUUCGAAGACUAUAAAAUUAAAACGAAGGUCGCAAAAUUCAAAAUCACUGAUUCUUGUGGUUGGCCAUGGACACCACUAGAAUAUAUACAUGAAAAGUACAAAGUUGAGGGGACAACGAAUCUACCGAGUGGCUCGGAAGAUACUUCAGAAGCAUAUUUUGCACAAAUAGUUUUCUGGAUAGUUCUUGUAAUAUUGGCAAUUGCCAUCGCAUUGUUAGUAACCUACUACUUAUAUCUGACAAAAAGAAGACGCCAAAUCCAGAAAGAGAAAAAGGAUCUCAGAAAAGGAAAAACUGUGACAUCGACUGUUUCAACUACUCGAACAGCGGGAAACGUUGCACCGUCAUCUCCUAAGGUCACUGAUGUCAUUAUUGUAAACCCUGAGAUUCCCAGGAUAGAGGGCGAAGAGGAAGUACAAAACACAAGUGCAUCAACAACUGAAAAGAAAGGGUCCAUAACAGUUAUUCCAAGCGUUCUGCAUUGGAAAUCGGAGUUCUGGAGUGAAGUGCAUUCUGAACCCUUACUUCUGUGGCAUGCACUACUGACCUUCACAGCUGAAAGUUCAACAGUUUGCAGACGACAACAAAAUAGAUCGGUUUCAUGGCCAAGAAAGAGUCUAGAAAGAGUUUCGGAGAGGAUUCUCCUUUUCCUCCUACCCUUCCAUUCAACAACUCAAAAUCAAGAGCACGUUGGAGAUUUUGGAGUAAUAAUUGACGAGUGGCAAACGAUAUCCUUUUGUGUUCUCAUAUCUUACGAAUGGAGUUGA